Messenger RNA from Stylophora pistillata, 2886 nucleotides. RefSeq lists its product as uncharacterized. Gene Ontology annotation, molecular function: protein binding. NCBI's taxonomy places the organism in Eukaryota, Metazoa, Cnidaria, Anthozoa, Scleractinia, Pocilloporidae. The record is from RefSeq and is a predicted model, not a curated record.
CAGCUUUGUCUAAAGGGCAGAGGGUUGUUUUUGUGAUAUCUUUGUGGAAAAAACUUGCAGAAACCGCUUUCAGCUGGUAGCUUGUUUGUUUGAACAGCUCAGAAAUAUGGCCACGAAGAACAGCCGUGAUACCAAGCAGGUUUAUGAGGAUCUGAAAGAACAAUUAUCCAAGUUAAGCCGCUCGUUGAAGGUCUUAGAAACCAGGGCACUAAAGCAUAACUUCUCGACGAGGGAAAUUGCCUCAAAGGGCCGGAAGACGUCUUCAGUCAAGUUAUUUAAAACUGCCAAAGAGAGUGAUGUCCGUUUUCUGAAUAAAAAUGUCCUUGAUGGGUUGGCAAAACUGGAAAGUGCUCUGGAUAGACUCGCUGAAAUACGGAAGCAAAGAAACUCUAAAGAGUCUAAGAUUCAUGGCGCGGCCGUUGGGAGAAGAAGGAAAUCCAAAAGAUCCAUAAACUUCGAAACAGUAGAGAAUGACGUCACCAAUUACAAGAGCUUAAUCAGCGAUAUAUCUGCUCAAGCAGAAACAGUUGAUCAGGUGACCAAAUCUGGAAAAAUAAGCCUAGAGGAAGGUAAAAUAACCAAUAGUAAAGAAGAAAAGACGAGACAGGACAUCGCAGCAAUAGCCAAUCGAUGGAAUGUGCUUUGCAAAGACGCCGUCGACAAAUGCACCAGCAUCGAAGCGUUUGUUCUGGAGAUGCAAACUGAAUAUUCCAAGUUAGAUUUGUGGAUGAAAAAUGCUGAAAUCGCGGAUUCAUUGCUUAUGGAAUACGACCCAUAAGCAGAUCAACCGGAAAAAUUGGGAACCACGAUUACAGCUGUGAGUUUACAGCUUCAUGAAAACCAGAAAGUCUUAGAGAACUUCAGAAAGUCCAAACCUAGAUUGCAUAACAUGAACGAUAUGGCCACUACACUCAUGAAGAGUGGAAGGCUCGACGGGGGAGAUGCUGAAGAAUUGGAACGUGUCAUCAAUGUUAUCGUGGCAAAAUGGGAAUCAAUCGAUAAUCGGCUAAAUGCAAGUCGAGACAGAAUUUAUGCCGAGAUCAACAAGUUGAGUCAAAGGCUGGUAAAGCAGAGGAAGUCGAUUAUUCGAAGAUUCAGCUCACGAAGAAAUUCGUCUUUUCGAAGGAAAAGAUCCAUGCGGAAAAAGCGCGAGGCGCAGCAGAGAAAAGAAGUCGAGGCAAAGAAUCCGGAUGUUAAAGAAAGAAAAGUUGAUAUCUCUAUGAAGGAAACUGUUACCAAAAGAACAUCUCUGGAUUUGACUGUUUCAUCAGACCAGAAAUCAAAAGGUAAUGAAAGGAUUGGUGAUUUAUCCACGAACGAGACUGUUACCAGCUCAGCUUCCGUGGAUUUGAAUGCCUCGCUGGACCCUGUGAAUGUUUUUGUGAAAAUAGACAACCAUUCUGAAGAGGAAAGGCUCAGGUUGGAGAAACAGUCGAUUGCUUUUAAAUCCUUGGACUCAUCCUUGAAGUCGUGCGAGAAGUGCGAGGAAAGUCUUGAGGAGGAGUCGCUCCAGAAAUUUUCAGUUGCAGAGUCAAGUAGGAAGGACCUGGAAAAACAGUUGAACGAUAUCACGGGAUUUGAGGGGGACGUAGGGAAAUCAAGAUCUGAGUUCGAUUCAGUGGCAGAUAAGUUUGAGAAGUCUAAAGAGGAAGACCUGUUCAAUGAUACGGACAGUGAAAUCCUGGACAAGAGGGUGGAGGAUCUGAAGAACAGCUGGGAUCAAUUGUGGGGAGAACGCACCGUAAAUAAGAAUCGCAUCAUUAAAGCCGUUCUGGAUCUUAAUGACGAGUCCUUACUAAAGAUAAAUGAGGACUUUGACGAUAUCGAGAGGGAAAUAAAUAGACCCGAAAUGUACGAAGAUGAGCGGCUCUCGCUUGAAGAAAAUAUCCUUAAACAGAAGCGCCUGAUGGAUGAUAUAGAAUCUUAUGACAACAAGAUCAUUGAGGUGAAUGUUUCAAUGCAAAACCUACUGGAGAGGGGUUUGAUCGAGAAAGAGAAGUUUGAAAAAGUCCACAAGGAAACAGGUGGUCUUCGAGAGAAACAGAAACGACUAAGGAAAAUGUGCAGUGAAUAUGGAGAUAGAUUGGCAAAAGAGCUUCUUGAUUUUAACCAGAGGAAUAAUAAUGAAUCUCCUGUACAAGUGGAAGAAGAAACAAUUACGAUUGGCGAUGAUUACAGCAUGCUGGCUGCAUCAUUGGAUGAUAUCCUCGCAGAUGAUAUCUCUGACGAGGGAUUCGCAGAACUGGACUCUUCUAAGUCAGUCCUAGAGAUGAAAAUGAGCGAUUUUGAUGGACACGUUCAGUCGAUGAACCGAUGGAUGAAUGACACCGAGAAGUUAGUGAAUUCGCUUCAUGUGGGAAUGGAACCCAGUGAAGUUUCAAAGAGGAUCCAGGAAAUCAAGAUACGCUGUACAGACAUAGACAAAAAGGAGGCUAAGGUGAAAUACAUAAAUAAACUUGGCCAAGAAAUAACUGCUGAGUCCCUUGACAUGGCCACCACUGAAAGUGUUGAGGAGAAGGUUGUAACGCUGAACAAAAAAUGGCGUGACACAAAGGAAAUGUUAAGUGACUACUCUGACAUGGAAGAAGAUGAAGCCUCAGCAUUUGGAAAUUGCUGUUGUUUUCAAAUGGUCCAGAAAGCGUUUCACGCGUGUUUCUAUAGCUGAAUGGAGUCCGUCAGAAAACAUAUCUCCUUAUAGAAGACGAAUUAUUCCACCGGUUGCGUAAUUAUCAUUACGCCGCUUCAGCCUCGCUUCACAGUUGUAACCAAACUGGAUUAUAUGGACACAGUUGUAACCAAACUGGAUUAGAUUAUAAUAAUGCCUAUAGAUUUAGGUGCAAUAUGAAUGAUAAAGUAUUAUUAUAAACUUGCAUUUAUAUAUCUGAA